Brachypodium distachyon (stiff brome) is the source of this 1227-nucleotide messenger RNA. Its product is annotated as probable WRKY transcription factor 12. The record is from RefSeq and is a predicted model, not a curated record. NCBI's taxonomy places the organism in Eukaryota, Viridiplantae, Streptophyta, Magnoliopsida, Poales, Poaceae. The transcript is spliced from 3 exons. Gene Ontology annotation, biological process: regulation of DNA-templated transcription. Bases 70 to 852 code for a protein of 260 amino acids. Gene Ontology annotation, molecular function: sequence-specific DNA binding; DNA-binding transcription factor activity.
UACACAUCGCACCACGACACAUAAACACUCCUUUGGGUAAAGCAACGCAAGAGAUCCCGCGCGCGAGACAUGUUCCCGUCACCAGGGAGGGCGGCGCUGGGCCACGGCACCGCAACUACCGCCGGCAGCGGGGGCAGGACCUCGGCCGCGGCGUCCGCCCGGACGACGGCCAUGGCUUUCUGCAGCUUCCCGCUACCACCCUCCGAUUCUCCUACGACCGCUCAUCAUCUCGCCCACCAUGGCCUCCUAGGUUACAGCCCCCUAGUCGUCCUAGACCACCCAACAACCACCACCACCUCCUCCUCCUCCUCCACCACUAUCCCCUCAGCUACUCCCAACCUACACGCUCCGCCGUCCGUCCUCCAUCCUCUGAGGUCGUCGCCUCCUCCACAUCCAUGGUCUUGCGGCGACGGUGAUCGGGAAAGGCAGAGGGGGAAGGGCGCUAUGACGGGCAACAGCGCGGCGGCGGCGGGGAGCAAUAUGGGGGUUGGUGCGGUGAGGAUGAAGAAAGCAGCUGCGGCGGCGGGCGUGGGAGCGGGGGCGAAGGCGAAGGGGGCGCGGCGGAAGGUGCGGGAGCCGAGGUUCUGCUUCAAGACGAUGAGCGACGUCGACGUGCUCGAUGACGGCUACAAGUGGCGCAAGUACGGCCAGAAGGUCGUCAAGAACACGCACCACCCACGGAGCUACUACCGGUGCACGCAGGACAAGUGCCGGGUGAAGAAGCGCGUGGAGCGGCUGGCGGAGGACCCGCGGAUGGUGAUCACCACCUACGAGGGCCGCCACGUCCACUCCCCUUCCCGCGACGACGACGACGCCGCCCGCGCCAACGCCGAGAUGACCUUCAUCUGGUAGCCAAUGUAUUGCACUGUGCUGCUGCAAUUGUUGUAUAGUUAGGCUUUGGUGAGAUCGAUCGACAAGAUGAUGAUGUAAGAGCUAGCAGUGGCAAAUAAGAGCACGAUCGAGGAGCAGACGCCGUACACAGUAGAGAUCAGUCACCAGUACCGGCAGGCAGAGUAACUUGCGGUGUCUUAAUCUUGUUUUCCGAGGUCAUGCAUACAUGAAUGCCCAGUGUCCUGGCCUCUGCUUCUCUCUAUCUGUGUUUCCUUUCUUCUCUAGCUUUCUUUCGUUGUUGCAGUCAGAUACUCAGACGUGCAUCCAUGUAGUGCUGGUCGUGAAAGAAGGGUUUCGUAUGUAACGUGCGUGCAUUAAGUUGCGCAUCCAUAUGUU